GUCUCUGCAAUUCUGCAGCGGCAGAGGGUUUACACGCCAUGGACGACCUCGAGCGAGCGAUUCUAUUCAACUACGACCCCUGCAUCGUUGGCGCCGACCCCGCGGUUCGUUCCCAAGCCAUCGACUUCUGCAACCACCUCAAAACCAGUUCCCCCUCCGACCUCAUUCGUCUCUGUUUCGAUCGUCUCCACCACUCCCCCCACGUACCCGUCAAGUUCUGGUGCGUCCAAUCCCUCCACGAAACCGUAACACUUCGUUACUCCGCCCUCUCCCCAGACGAUCUCUCUCUCCUUCGCUCCUCCCUCCUCUCGCUCUUCUCGGAUCGCCCUCUCCCCUCAUCCUCCCCUCCAUUCCUAAAAAACAAGCUUUCCCAAGCCCUAGCUGCUCUCAUAGGCACUGAAUACCCCUCUUCAUGGCCUUCUCCUUUCCUCCACCUUCUCUCCCACCUCCCUACAGCCGGCACCGCUGCCAUCGACAUGUUCUCGCGCGUUUUAGUCGCUCUAGAUGACUGUAUCAUUAGCCAGGAUUACGUUCGUUCUCCCAGUGAUGCAGCAGUCGCCACCCGCUUGAAGGACGCUAUGCGCCACCAGUGCAUCCCCCAAAUUGCACGUGCCUGGUUCGAUAUUGUCUUUCUUUACCAUUCCUCUGAUCCUGACCUGGCCGUUGGCGUUCUGGAAGCCAUGCGCCGUUACACUGCCUGGAUCGACAUUGGAUUGGUUGCUAAUGAUGCCUUCCUUUCCUUCCUUUUUGAUCUUAUACUUUCUCCAUCCACGCUAGAAAGGCUCAGCUCAGCUGCCGCCGGCUGCGUGGUCUCAAUUUUUUCAAAAGGAAUGGACUCACGUUCUAAGCUCAACCUCCUCAAUUCCCUCCGCAUGAACCGAGUUUUAAGCAACCCUGGAUUGGUCGGCAAAUUUGCUGCGAUGGUCAUUUGUUAUGCUUCGGAGGUCUUGGAGUGCUAUAAGAAGUUGGUUUUUGAGAAGGAAGAGGGGCCGUCUACCGCCAUGGAGCUUCUGGAGGAGGCGCUGCCAUCUGUCUUCUAUGUGACGCAGAACUGUGACAAGUUGGAGUACGGUAACGUGGUUCAUUUUCUCUCGGACUGUUUGUCCACCGUUAAAUCGCCAUCCGAGAAACAGAUGGUUUACAUUGCUCAGAUAUUGGAGGCCAUUCGCGCACAGAUCUCCUAUGAUCCUACCUAUAGAUGUAAUCUGAAUAGUCCUGAUAAAAUUGGAAUGGAAGAGGAGGACCGUAUUUCUGAGCACCGCAAGGAGUGGUUUGCACUGUUCCGGAGCGUAUGCCGUGUGGCACCAGAUAUCACCCAAUUGUUUAUUCAAAAUUUGAUUGCCAGUGCUCUUUCUUCCUCAGAAAUGGAUAUGGAGGAAGUAGAAGCUGCCUUGACCAUGUUCUAUUGGCUGGGCGAGACGUUGAGUGAGGAAGGCAUAAAAUCAUAUGCUGGUUUGUCGGAGAAGAUGGUGCCAAUGCUUCUAUCUGGAAAAUUUGCUUGCCAUUCACAUCGACUAGUGGCGCUUGUGUAUUUGGAAACGAUUACGAAGUACACGAAGUUUGUGCAGGAUAAUUCUCAGUGCAUACCUGAUUUGCUUGCUGCUUUUUUGGAUGAGAGGGGGAUAAAUCAUCCAAAUCCCCUUGUGAGCAGAAGGGCUACUUACUUGUUCAUGAAAGCUGUAAAACGGCUUAAAGCAAAGCUAGUGCCUUUCAUAGAUGCGAUUCUGCGAAGUGUGCAAGAUGCACUGGUUCGAUAUACUUCUUUAGAUUGGUCAUCCGGGGAUCUCCGGCAUUGCGGUUCUGAGGAUGGUAGUCAUGCCUUUGAGGCCAUAGGAUUGUUGAUUGGUAUGGAAGAUGUCUUGCCAGAAAAACAGGCUGAAUUCUUAGCUGCAUUGCUCAAACCUCUAUAUCAACAAGUUGAAGCAGUCCUUUUGGAGGUAAAGACUCAAGGAAUUGGAGAAUCUUCCCCACAAAUUAUGAAUCUGCAACAUAUCAUAGCUGCCUUAAAUGCUCUGAGCAAGGGUUUCAGCGAGCGGACAGUGACAACUAGUCGCCCUGUGAUUGGCCAACUGUUUAAGCAGACUUUGGAUGCUCUUUUGCAAACACUGUUCAUAUUUCCAAAUAUCAAGUCCUUGCGCAAGAAGAUAAUCUCAUUUAUUCAUCGCAUGGUUGAAAUUUUGGGAACAUCGAUGGUUCCCUAUCUUCCCAUGACAUUUAAUCAAUUGCUUGUUGACAAUGAGCCAAAUGAUAUUGUGGACUUGCUUUUGCUAAUCAAUCAAGUGAUAUGCAAAUUUGGUAACUCUGUUGAGAGCAUAUUAGAAGAAAUAUUCCCUAUAUUAGCAAGCAGAUUAUUUGGUUUUCUUUCAAAUGAGGGAUUUUCUUUUGGUUCUGAGUGCAAUACUGAGGAAAUACGCGAAUUGCAAGAGCUUCAACGAAUGUUGUACACAUUCUUGCAUGUUCUGACGGCUCACGAUCUCUCUUCCGUUUUCCUUGUCCCAAAUAGUAGGAAUUUUUUGGAUGCUAUAAUGCAGCUACUGUUGUUAACAUCUUGCAGCUAUAAAGACGUUGUUGUGAGGAAGAUUUGUGUGCAGAUUUUUAUCAAACUUAUUAAAGACUGGUGCAGCAAGUAUAGCGAUGAAGAAAAGGUUCCUGGCUUUGGAAACUUCAUUAUUGAGAAAUUUGCAACUAAUUGCUGCCUGUACAGUGUUUUGGACAAGUCGCUUGAGUUCCAUGAUGCAAAUACUCUUGUUCUUCUUGGGGAAAUUGUAUUGGCUCAGAAGGUCAUGUAUGAGAAGCUUGGUGAUGACUUCCUUGUUCAUUUUGUCUCAAAAGGCCUCUUGACAGCUCAUUGUCCGCAUGAUUUAGCAGAACAGUACUAUGCAAAUGUGCAGGGAAACGAUGUCAAGGCUUUGAAAUCUUUCUAUCUUUACAUGAUUGAAAUCUUGAGACAACAGCAAAAUGCAAGCCUUGUUUUCAGAUAGAAUCAGACAUUUAUUUUGACCUGAAAUUCUCAAUUCUUUUAUUACACACUUGAUUGACAUCGAGCAUAUUCCACGGAUCCGACUCAGGUAUUAAACUCAGCUUUGUUUGUUAUUCUUGUUUCACUCCAUGCUUUUCAACUUCUGUAUAUAUAACAGUAGCUUAAAUAUCUAUAAUGCCAGCGUCAUUAUUUUCUCAACAAGUUAUGUUAAUUUUCUCACAGUUAUAUAGAACAGUAGCUUAAAUAAUAGGGACUGUUUCUCUCCCUGUUUUAGUGGUAUAAAGUAAAUGAAAUGUAUGAUUUCUCAAAAUUUCGGUGUUUGAUUGAAUGAAAACAGAAUGCUAUGUAAAAUUUUAGUAACUUUGGAAUUAACCUCUCAAUUCAAAAAUGAUAUAUUCAGAAUUUAUUAGAUUUGGGUGAUUUCCAAAUGCAUUGCAAACUGUAGCAUGUUUAUCACCACCAGCUGCCAUUUCCACCUCCCCCUUGCCAACGCUAAGGUAGAUGAGAAAAUAUUGCGUCCAGAGUCCGGACGCAGCACGCGAGCUGCGUCGGGACAACAGACGUGAUACAGUGGAGGUUCGAGCUCCCGCUCCGCCCUGUAUCACAUCCGUUGUUCGGACGCAGCUGUGCGUCCAGACUCCGAAAACAAUAUUUUUUCAUAGUAGAUAGCCGCCCGCUGCCGUUGUCGCCAGCUGCCCAUCUUCCUCACCGCUUCCACUACCGUCCACCCUCCAUCUCUGCCUCCAGCUAUCUGUUGCGGCCACCCACUGCCAACUGCAGGCGCCGCCGCAACCACUAUUGCCGCGCAUAUUCUAAGUUGAUUUUAUUUUUUCUUUGAACCAAAUAUAUGCAUGUAUGUACUUUAACACCAAACCAAAUAACACUGCAUUUCUUUCACAUCGACUUUCUUCUAAACAAACCAAACAUUGAUUAUGUUAACCCAUUCAAUAUUAAAAUCCGAGAUUUUUUUC
Phalaenopsis equestris is the source of this 3951-nucleotide messenger RNA. RefSeq names its product exportin-T-like. Gene Ontology annotation, biological process: tRNA re-export from nucleus. Gene Ontology annotation, cellular component: nuclear matrix; nuclear pore; cytoplasm. The transcript has 13 exons. Bases 39 to 2981 code for a protein of 980 amino acids. Gene Ontology annotation, molecular function: tRNA binding; small GTPase binding. The record is from RefSeq and is a predicted model, not a curated record. Lineage: Eukaryota; Viridiplantae; Streptophyta; Magnoliopsida; Asparagales; Orchidaceae.